Chironomus riparius is the source of this 2259-nucleotide messenger RNA. NCBI's taxonomy places the organism in Eukaryota, Metazoa, Arthropoda, Insecta, Diptera, Chironomidae. The record is from the annotation of a GenBank genome assembly.
AUGGAAAUCCGGAACAAAAUAUUGCUCAAACAUGCUCCUAUCUUUAGCAGUAUUAAUGCGUUCGUGUCGGAUUGUGUCUGUUUUAAAGCCAAGGAUGUGAUUUUACAGCAUGACGAGAUUAAAAUCAAGCUGUUAAAUCUAAUGGAUAAAAUUCCUGGUGGCAAUUCUUUCAAUGACAUCCGAGAGAAACUUUUUGCGUGGAAAGUGCAACUUAAUCUGAUUUACAUCACAGCAUUAAAAAGUGAAGAUCCCGAGGAAAUGCUAGGUCCUUUAGUUAAGGAUGCUUUAAAAAGCAGAAAAAUGAGCAUAAUGGGGAUGAUGGAAACGAGGAAAGCACUAAAAUCAACACCACUAACAAUUAUUGUGGAAGAAUUAACGGAAUCUGAACAAACAAUUUGCCCGUCUGGUUUGCUUGUUGAUCAAAAUGAUCAAGACAUGGAGGAAUCAAAGGUCUCGAGCUAUGAAUCUCCUUCAAAUGCAUUCCAAAAUCCAAUUCUAAAGGAAAAGACUAAAAAGGAGAUUUCUUCUUUAUUAAUUGUGGAUCAAACAGCUACGACUGAAAAAAAAGUGAAGAAAUUAGCACCUAAUAGUCCAGUCAUACCAGACAUUGAAGAUGAAAAAAUAAAAGAAGAAGAAGGAUACGUGAUUGAUGACAUUGAUCAGGGAAGAUUGAGCAGUAAAGUUGACAGUAGAAGAACGAAGAAGAACGGCAUGGACGAAAAUGAUUAUGAUGACGAUGAAGACGAAGAUGGAUGCAUUUCAUGUAAAAUGUUUAACAUCAAUGAAAUUGACCUGGGAAAAAAAAUUAUUAUAGACAGUCACGUACCUCAUCAUGAGUGCAUGAAAGUUUCAGUGCCAAGUAGCUUGCUAGAGGCAGAAGGCUCUUACAUUUUUGGUCGAUCUGAACCAGCUCGGAUCAAUUUUUGUGGUUUUGAAUUGCCGUUUUCGCCACAACUAUUAGAGUUCCGUACAGUUACUGGUUUGAUUCGGAGAAGAAACAGUUUACUAGAGAAGUAUCGAAUUGCUGUUGAAAAGGGACAGACAGUGAAUGCUAUGACGAGAGAAGAGCUACUAAAUUUAUUCGUGUCAACACAAGAAGAAAUGAUAAAAAAAGUGAAGAAUCUUGCUGAUUGGCUCGACAUCAAAGCAGAGGAACAACCGAUUAACGAAUUGUUGAAAAAUUUGCCGAUAGAAAAUUCUUCACGCUCAAAGAAGAUGUACGCCAUCGAAGGAAAUGUGAAAAGUCUCACAAAAUUAGUCAUGGAUGAAACAGAUUUGCCGUGCGUCAUGAAAAUUGUAUGUUUGUUCUUACAGCAAUUGAUUCUUUAUGGCAAGGACUAUACAUACGGAAAGGUCGGUUUGUCUGAAUGUACUAUCCAUAGCAAUGUCAAGCCAGGAAGGAUAUCUAUAAUGUGUGACCGAUAUAAAGAUAACGACAAGCUUUAUCACAAAAUUGACAGAAAAACAAUUUUAUAUAUCGGCCGAUAUAGUGUCGUAAUGCUGAUUGAGCGUAUAGCAAUCCAUAUUGCUGCAUGUAUGGGAGUUUCUGGAAACGACACAAAUGAUUUAGGACAAAAACCGGCUGUAAAAGACUUCUUCAAUAGCACAGGAUUGUUAUACUUCACAACCUUCAAAAAUUUUAAUCCUUUUGACGCAUUUUUAUUCAGAUCUGUACCGUAUGUAAAGCCAGAUGCAUUCUCUUUAGUACUAUACUCGCUGGUAGUGUACCUGAAAGUAAAAACUUUAGCACCGUGCUACCUUUGUGCUAAAUUAUUCCCCGGACAGUUUUCUACUCAUUUAAAAUCUCAUUUUGUAAGUAAAAUUAUCAAUGGAUCGGAUGCUACUCCAUGUGGAUACGAAUGCUACCAAGAACUAGCGAUUUUGCUGGUGACUGCAAUCAAAAAGAAAUUUAAAAUAAUAAAUUUCAUGGAAUAUGUUGACAUCUUGGACAGAAUAUUAAAUGAAAUUUUCGCAAUUUCUAGUCUUUACAACUCCAUUGGUGUUGCUUCAAUUUCAACGAGUAUGACUAAUUUUCAGAAGUUAAAAGGAACAGCUCAUUAUUCAGAGUCAAAGAAGACAAUUACAAAAUUUGUGAAGUUAGAUGGUAAGACUAAAGAGAUUAAAAAGGUGAGCAACUUUCUACGUGGGUUUGUAGGAUCAACUUUAUUCAAAUCGUCUUUCGACUUUAUUGAGAAUGGUGUUGACGUAGAUCAUUUGACUCUGAAAUUAAUCAAGACGAAUAAGGAAGAAAAUGCAUAA